AUGUCUCAAGCAUUCAGUGCUCCAGGAAAAGCUUUAUUAGCUGGUGGUUAUUUGGUGUUGGAUCCUAUAUAUGAUGCGUAUGUUAUAGCGUUAUCAUCACGUAUGCAUGCAGUGUUAGAGUCACAACCAACUCAAAAUUAUUCAUCUAUAGUUGUUAAAUCACCUCAAUUUGACGGCGAAUGGGAAUACCUAGAAUCCACAGAGAUCAAUAAUAAGAAGAAUCCAUUUGUACAAGCAUCAAUAACUACCAUUUUAUCCUAUGUCAGACCGACCACGAAUUACAAUUUACAUAUCACGAUAUAUUCCGAUCCUGAAUAUCAUUCAAAUGAAGGUACUAUAAUUAAAAAAUCAUACAAUGGUAAAAAAUCAUUUCAUUACCAUAAUACACAGAUAAACGAAGUACCAAAAACUGGAUUGGGUUCAUCAGCUGGAUUAGUUGCGGUACUAGUAACGUCACUAAUGUCAUUUUUCAAACCUGGAAGUUCCAUCGAAAUAUUACAUAACUUAUCACAAAUUGCACAUUGUUUAGCUCAACAAAAAAUAGGCUCGGGGUUUGAUGUAGCUGCAGCAAUAUAUGGAUCAAUAAAGUAUCGAAGAUUUCAACCGGAUAUAGUAAACAAAGUGUUAGAGUCUGAUUUGGAGCCCAAUUUGUUGAAGUCAACGGUCGAAUCUAAGUGGGAUUUUGUACACGAGUCAUGUGCAUUACCUGCUGAAGUCAAGCUAUUAAUGGGCGAUGUUAAUGGGGGAUCAGAAACUCCCAAAAUGGUAUCUAAGAUAUUACAAUGGAAGAAGGAUAAACCAGAGGAGAGUGAAAUAAUAUAUAAUUCAUUAAAAGAAGCUAACACUAGUUUUAUUAAAGCAGUCACUGAAGUAAACCUCGAAGAUAUCAAAAAAUCAUUAUUGCAGAUUAGAAAGGGAUUACGAGACUUAACUUUAAAAGCAAAUGUUCCAGUUGAACCAAUCGAACAAGCACAGUUAUUAGAUCGAUUGAGUGAGCUACGUGGUUGCUUAGGUGGAACUGUACCAGGUGCAGGUGGAUAUGAUGCAAUAGCUAUAUUAGUUUUAGCUGAUUCCGAGAAAGAUAUUAGGAAAGAAACAUCAAUUAAUCUGGAGAAGUACAAUAAUGUUAACUGGUUAAAUAUUCAUGAGGAAGCCGAUGGAAUUAAAAUUGAGAAUGCAGAAGAUUAUAUUGGUUUAUAG
Messenger RNA from Lodderomyces pseudojiufengensis, 1200 nucleotides. RefSeq names its product phosphomevalonate kinase (gene ERG8). The transcript has a single exon. The record is from RefSeq and is a predicted model, not a curated record. Gene Ontology annotation, cellular component: peroxisome. Gene Ontology annotation, molecular function: phosphomevalonate kinase activity; ATP binding. Gene Ontology annotation, biological process: isopentenyl diphosphate biosynthetic process, mevalonate pathway; ergosterol biosynthetic process. NCBI's taxonomy places the organism in Eukaryota, Fungi, Ascomycota, Pichiomycetes, Serinales, Debaryomycetaceae. Bases 1 to 1200 code for a protein of 399 amino acids.